Molecule: messenger RNA, 546 nt
Organism: Trifolium pratense (red clover)
Lineage: Eukaryota; Viridiplantae; Streptophyta; Magnoliopsida; Fabales; Fabaceae
Exons: 1
Coding region: 1-546 (181 amino acids)
Source: RefSeq, a predicted model, not a curated record
AUGACGGGUAAGACUGUCCAAAAGAAAGUUUAUCUUUUAUUGAAGGAGGAAUAUCCUAUUGUAUAUUGGAGACAAACUCUGUUUCAGAACAUGGCUCGUCCUAGAGCUUUGUUUAUUUUCUGGCUGGCAUGUCAUUGCAGAUUGGCGACAAAAGAUAGGCUUCAUAAAUUCGGUUUGACAGUUGAUGUGCAUUGUUGCUUCUGUCACCGGGAGGAAACUAUUAAUCACUUGUUCUUUGGUUGCGACGAGCUGAAGGUUAUUUGGCAAAGGGUCCUUAGAUGGCUGCAGAUAGAUCAUAUCCCUAAGGAAUGGAAUGAUGAAUUGAGGUGGAUCACAAGACUUAGUAAAGGGAAAGGGUGGAGGGCUCAACUUCUAAAAAGUGCAGCUGCCGAAACAAUUUACUACUUAUGGAAUUAUAGGAACGAUGUUUGCUUUGGCAAUAGAGUACAUAAUACAAAAAUAGAGGAAGAGAUUAUCAAUACUAUAGUGUAUAGAGGCUGGAGAAGUCCUAAGCUUAGGGAGCAUAUUGCUCAGUUGCUUAUCUAG